UUACUUUAGUAUUCAACAAAUCGCUCGCAGUGUGAGGUGGUUUUUACUGGGCCGUCCGGAAUUGUAUAUGUGACAUUGUAGUGUACGAGUAUCUCGGGCAUCUAUCGCUUUUCGCCAAAUAAUAUGCGUUUAUUUCGAAUCGAAGAGGAAUUAUAAACCAAUGUGUUGCCUAUAGUGUGCCAAAAAGCCUAUGUCAAAAAUGAAUCUCAGUAGAGUUAAUAUUACCUUGUGGGUACUUUUGUGCCUUGGGUGCAUAUCAGUGAUAAACAGUGACAAUGUUAACAAUCCGAAUUUGCCAAAAUGUUGCCCGCCUAAUAGCAUUAUUCUUGAUGAAAGCACGUGCCUGCUAGGCAACACCACUUUCAACGCAACUUUCAAUUGCGCCUUGGGUGCUUAUAUCAUCGACAAAGAUUUCGACAAGAUGGAUGAUUACACAGUUGUCGGUCGGGAUCUGUACAUGAAUAGUUCCAACUCACUAGUGGAGCCUGAUAGUUAUUGCAUUGGAGAAAUGGUGUACGAAAAUGGGACUCUCCAUGAAGUCGCCAUGCUGUGCUUUCAAGAAGCUGGCCAAGAAACCAGCAUAUUCAUAAAAGGAAUAUUGGCAUUCAUCUCGGUAGCUUUUAUUUGUGCUACAUUGUACGUGUAUAAAAUAAUACCUCAACUACGAGACACCCAGGAUAAAGUAACAAUGAUUUGCAUAUCAUGCUUGGCUGUUACGUUUACUGUCCUAGGAUUUGCACAGACUGUACCCUAUUCUUUCCCGAGUCCAGGAUUGUGUAUCACAUGUGCUUUCCUAAUUUAUGGGUUUUUGAUGGCUUACCUUGCUUGGUUGAACAUGGUCAUAGCAAACGUCCUAAAAUUGGUGGUUUUCCCCCAAUGGAAGAUUAAAGAAAGGAAGUGGUAUAUACUCAAUCAUGUUUAUGCAUGGACCAUCCCAAUUGUUUUGACUAUUAUUUUAAUAGCAUGCCAACAUGUGAAGUUGGAAGUACAUCCAAGGAUCGGGGAGAAUUCCUGUUGGAUUGACGAGGAAUCGCAGUGGCUCUAUUUGUACAUACCUUUAACAACACUGAUCACUCUCAAUUUGGUGCAGUUUGUCGUAAUAGCUAUAACUUUAUAUAAAUAUCCAAGCAAUCAUCUGAGUUCAAGCAAGAAAAAAGUUCUGAAACACAAGUGCCAGCUGUAUUUCAAUUUGUUUAUUCUUUCGGGGAUGACUUGGUUUUUCGAAUUGUUUUCCUAUAUAUUCAGGGAGUGGGAAGUUUAUUGGUUUAUUACAGACGCAGUGAAUGCAUUGCACGGAGCACUUAUAUUUUUGGUGUUGAUCAUUUUUCGAAAACGAGUUCGACGGGAAUUGGCUGGAAAACAAAUUUGUUGGUGUUGUCGUAUUCCACCAGAAUGGAAGAAAAUUGACAAUACAGAAGAUGAUGGAUUUUCCGAUGAAACAAAAUAUGAUAAUAUAAACAUCAGAUCUCAGACCGAUCAUGAUGAAUCACGGUCUUAGAUGUGGGUCACUUUUAAUUUUUACGCAAAUAUGUAUCUCGAAUUUCAAUUAGUUUUAGCUUGAUGUGGUAAGAAACGAUAUUUACUUAAUAUUUUUUACUAAAAACGAAUGGCAUAUUGUUACUGUUCGAAAAUGUGUAAUGUAAGUAUAGUAGCUUAAGCUUAUCUUAACUAUGUACUAAGUAUGAACUAAUUUACAUCCAAUGCAUUUGUAUUUAUAAUAUUCUUCACUUGCUUAAGCUUUUCAUAUUUUUUAAUAAAGAAAGCUACCGGAGUUUAUAGUAUAA
Molecule: messenger RNA, 1784 nt
Organism: Hermetia illucens (black soldier fly)
Lineage: Eukaryota; Metazoa; Arthropoda; Insecta; Diptera; Stratiomyidae
Product: probable G-protein coupled receptor Mth-like 4
Exons: 8
Coding region: 191-1498 (435 amino acids)
Biological process (GO): cell surface receptor signaling pathway
Cellular component (GO): membrane
Molecular function (GO): transmembrane signaling receptor activity
Source: RefSeq, a predicted model, not a curated record